UCUCGCUCCACGGCCCCUCCAGUGCCAACACAAAUGGUUGCCUACAGAAUACUCGAAAAACAAGUGCUUCGAGUGCUUUUUCGAAUGUAGCGUGUCUAUGUGCAAGUGUCGCAAGUGAUAUUUCGGGAAUAAUUAUUGUGAAUGUAUUUACAACUGGGAUUUUUUUUAAAGUGGAUUCAUCGCGAUGAUUUACGAUAAUGCUUGCCGUUUUCAUUAAGACACAUACGCCUUGAUGCAAGAUGAAGAUCAAACGGUCCGUAGACGUGAGGCUGCUAGCUCUGUGCACGACGUGUAUCCUUCUGCCAGCAAUAGCGUGUCCGUCGCAAUGCGUCUGCAAAUGGAAGAAUGGCAAAAGAUACGUUGAGUGUACGGAGAAAGACUUAAAAUCAAUACCCUACUCGUUAGAUUCAGAAACGCAAGUCUUGGAUUUCACAGGAAACGAUCUGCAAAUUUUGCAAAAGGAAACAUUUCACAAACUUGGAUUGCUAGACUUGCAAAAAAUUUAUUUACAAAGAUGUCGCUUGCAAAAGAUCGACAGUCAUGCGUUCAAAGGACUCGCUAACUUAGUCGAAUUAGAUUUGUCUAAUAACUAUCUCACAGUGAUACCUUCACCUAAUUUCAUUUAUUUUCCAACUCUAAUGAGACUGUCUAUGAACAAUAAUCCUAUAACUGUUAUAAGAACGCAUUGUUUCCAGCAUUUGUCCUAUUUGAAUACUUUAGAAAUGAUAGGUUGCAAAAUUGAAACCGUAGAAAUAGAAGCGUUUUCAGGACUGAAACAUUUAGAAUGGUUAAGGUUAAACGGUAACAGGCUAUCGAAUAUUCAAGGUGAAAACAUCUUUCCAGAUACAUUACGAGGUAUUGACUUGUACAAUAAUAAUUGGAACUGCGACUGUCAUAUAAGAGACUUGCACAAAUGGUUGUUAAAUUUUAACAUGCCUCACGUUAUAGAACCGACUUGUUCACUACCAGAGCGCUUAAAAAAUCGUACUAUUACAAGUAUCGCCAGAUUUGAUUUGGCGUGUUUACCAAAAUUGACACCUUCAUCAAUAUAUAUUGAAACUAUGUCUGGCAACAAUGUCACACUCGAAUGUGUCGUUAGAGCUGUGCCCGAAGCUAAAAUCCAUUGGCUGUAUCAAGGUCAAAUAAUACGUAACUAUUCUACUUACUCAACGGAUCCACAUCAUGUAUUUUACGUGGAGACUGGGAACGAGGACAAGAAAAGUGAAUUAUUCAUAUAUAACAUAGGUAGUGAUGAUAAUGGAACAUAUUCUUGUAUUGCAGAAAACUCAGCCGGACGAACUAGAGCAAACUAUACCUUGAAAAUACUUGUUAAAGAAGAGCCUGUUGUUAUUGUGGUAACAUUUCCACAUAGACAUUUGGUAGUUAUUAUCACGGUGGUAUUUGUAAUUAUAGUGUUAUUGAUAGCGAUUAUAGCAGUGGUACUUUUAAAAUUCAAGACAGACACAAGAAGCAGGAAGAAGAAAGAGAGUGGUAAAGACGUGGCAUUAUGCAAUCAAAUGUUACCUUCCAGCAGAAACAAUGGAUCUCUACCCAAGAAUAACGGAAGUUUAAUUGUAAAUGCUCAUUCCCAUCACGCUUUACAUUACACUGUGCAGUCAAACCGUGAUUAUGAAUCUAGCGAUACGUAUCAAAGCAAUAACAUGAAAGGCUUUGCCGACAGAAAUCCUGACCUAAUUAGUGAUGCAGAAACCGUCGCUAACAACACGCAAAAUGAGAACGCUGCAAUGUCUGUUUAUAAAACACAAACAACGAAUGAUGCUUUUGAAGAGGAAACUGCGUUUACAACUACUGCGCCGCCCCGACAAGUGACUUGGCAAGAUCAACAAAACAUAAACGGCAUGAAUAUGCCCCAAAAUGCUUUAUAUCAACACUCCGCUGACGUUCAUUUAAAUCCAGGAUGCUUUUUAGACAGCGAAGGCUAUCCUUACGAUUACGGUCUUCCUAAACACCCUUGUCGUACUCCAAUUAUGUCAAAUUAUUCUGUAAUCGGACCCUUUUAUCAGACAUUGCCACACAAUAGACCUAAGGGUCAAAAGCUGGCAUGCAAAUUUGCAAAGGAUAAUGAAUUCAACACCAAUGCUCCAGCUUGUGCUAAUUUCGAAGUAUUUAACGCAAACAAUGUGAGACGAACUCUCGAUGGUUAUCCGGUACCGAGGAAUCGACAAAUAGCAUUUGUAGGAAACGGUACAGUGUAUUAUAACGAGGAAUUUGUUCCAUCGCCCCCUGAGGGAUACAAAACUGAACCUAUACCAUGUUGUAAUCAAGAACCAUGCACUUCUUGGGUAAGUCCGAAAGGCACAUGUGCUGUCAUGGUUCCGAUGGGCGUGGCCGAAGCUCCGGGUAGAUGCUACCAGGUGGAGACGCGAUGUGUAGAUACGCAGACUUCUGACGCUAGAAUUCCAGUGGACAGUAGUGAAAGUGUUCUUAAGCCCAUACCACAGGUAUCUAAUGCUAAAUGUGCAUCUGAUAUCUGUUCAGAGAGUCCCGAUGAAGGUUACGUAGGAGACGCUAACGAUAUCUGACGACGUCGUCAAGAUAAUCUAUAAAACGGAAAUUUAGACAUUAAUAGAGUGAUAAAGCGACUGAGUAAAAAUAUAGAAUAGAGUAAUAUUAGGUUUAAAGGGAAAUCAAAAGUUGAUAUCUCGAUGUACAGUGCACAAUAUUUUUGUAAUAGUGAGCUGGUUAAUUUUUUAUAAAUAAUUGUUUGAUCUUUAAUUAUAAUAAUACAAUACUCCCAAGUUGCUUAAAAGUAUUAUUUGUGUUCACUAAAUUUAACAAUAUUGGUUAAGAUGUUUGGUUGUGGUACGUUUAAGUCAGUUUCUAUUUUAACAAUAUGAAAAUGAUAAUGGCAAUGAGUGGGCAAAGAACGAGGGUUAAAAUAUUGGUGAUAAAAUAAAUAGCUUUUGUGUCUAAGACAGGAAUAUCUGGCCUAGAAAUUUAAAUUCAGGCCUAGAUGGCAUUGUAAUUUGUUACAUUGUAACUUUGAGUUUACACUGACGAAACAAUUUCAUGGACACAUUAUUCUUUGUGUUCAUUUCAUAAUUCUGUUUGGCAACUCAAAGCUAAUUAAAAUUCUUUUUUGCUGAAUUUUCAAAAGUAGAAGUAAUAAUAUAAGGGAAUGAUAAUAAUAUUGAAAUCAAGUCAGAUGAGAACAUAUUGUUUAAUAUUAAUAAAAAAUAUUCAAAUAUUCUGUGUUACGUCUUACUGGUUUCCUAUACAUUUGAUAACGUGCCAACUAUAGAAGUAGUUUUCCAUUAAAUUAUAACUAAAAGUGUAAAACUUUUAUUUGGAUAGCACAAAUAAAUUUAAUUAGUAUUAAUAAAAAAUUGGAACGUACUUUUUAAUAUUUCUAAAUUGUAAGAUAUAGUUCUAUGACACCAAUUGAUUAGAAAUUAAUUUAUAUCUAGGUCAGACUUGCUCAUUAACUCACUCAGUAUUAAAACCGUUGGCUCAUUAAAUUAAUAUUUUAAGUAUUUGAAUUAUUGUUUGUUGUCUGGACAUACAUUAUAUGCAGUAGAACCUGGAUCUGGGUUAGUCCAACGGACCGCGUUUUCCGCGAACCGGGUUUGCCCGUAUCCAGAUUCGACUGUAUUUAUUCCUAAGCUUUUUCGCGUACUUUAGGUCAAAAUAUCAUUUAGAGAAUAAUUUUCACUGGUAAAAUUGAUGUUAUCUGCCUAGUUUUUAUAUGUAAUCAAG
Molecule: messenger RNA, 3717 nt
Organism: Papilio xuthus (Asian swallowtail)
Lineage: Eukaryota; Metazoa; Arthropoda; Insecta; Lepidoptera; Papilionidae
Exons: 2
Coding region: 240-2543 (767 amino acids)
Molecular function (GO): protein binding
Source: RefSeq, a predicted model, not a curated record